This is a messenger RNA of Saccoglossus kowalevskii, 974 nucleotides long. RefSeq names its product protein downstream neighbor of Son-like. NCBI's taxonomy places the organism in Eukaryota, Metazoa, Hemichordata, Enteropneusta, Harrimaniidae. Gene Ontology annotation, cellular component: nucleus. Gene Ontology annotation, biological process: nuclear DNA replication. The record is from RefSeq and is a predicted model, not a curated record.
GUUCGGAUUGGAGUCUUCUUUGUUUUGCUGUGGGAUAAUUGCUGUUGUAGUUGCGUCUUUCCGGUGAUUGCUGUUCGCUGUCUCACCGGAUUCUCGUAUCAUCGAAGAGUGACGUGAAGUGUAAAGCUAAUGUUGUGAUUGUUUACAUUCAGCUAUCUGAAAAAAUAGGAUUGUUUUCAGUUUUCGUCCGAUUUCGAAACCACAACUGACUAGAAUCAAAAUGGCAGACUGCGUCAGUUGCUCACCGAAAUGGAAGAGACCGUCGGAAAUUAUGAAGAUGCGACGAAAGAAGAAAUCAAGUAACAUGGAUGUCAGGAGUCUAAGUUCCACCUUUAGUGUACUGAAACAAAAAAACUGCGAUGCGAGCAAUGAGGGAAAAAGGAAACAAGCGAAGAGGAGAAAUCCGUUCGGAUAUCCCAGCGGGAAAUCGCAUCACGAAUCACCAAGGAAGAAACCAAACCUGCCAACAUCCAGCAAUACAAGUAGCGGGGAAGAAAGUGGGAAUAGUGAACCAGACAGUACUAAAAGACUGUUCAAAAGUUUAGAUUCGUCUUCACCGUUCAAAAUAACACCCCAAAAGUCACUGGACAUGAGGAUUUUUAAAGAAAAUCACGAACAAGCAGAAAGGAAAUCUGAAGUAUUAAAUCACAACACAAAACCAGAAAGCAAAUCUGAAACACACACAGAACUGCCAGUUGAUUGGAGUGUCAGAUCAAGAGUGAGAUUUCUCUCUCCGGAAUUAUUUAACUGGUGCAAUAAUCUGAAAAGUACUGAAGAAUCUAUUGGAACAAGUGAAUUUGUAAGAUGCCAGGAUACUCAACUGCCAGAAAAUAUACAAGAUUUAAGUAGUUCUGUCGAAACUCGAUCACAAUUCCAGCGAUGCUUGAUGACUUGGAUGCAUCCUUCAAUUCCUUGGCUUAAAUUGUUCCCAAGACUCAAUGGUGAAAUCAAACAAAGCAGGUAAGUAAACUUCU